GGGGGAUUGGGGGUGGAAAUCUGUACCGUAAGGAUGCUGCUCCGCCGCCGCCGCCGCCCACCUGGGUCCGGCUUGGGGUGGGUGAACCCCCGGCAGAACCGUGCUCCCAGCAAGCCAGGUGUAGGUCCCACCCCCACUAUGGGGGACAUGAAGACCCCAGACUUUGAUGACCUCCUUGCUGCCUUUGACAUUCCUGAUAUUGAUGCUAACGAGGCCAUACAUUCAGGGCCUGAGGAAAGUGAGGGGCCUGGGGCCCAAGGGAAGGCAGACCCCAGUGGUGGGGGAUCUUCUGGGGAAGGACCUGGGGCUGCUGGAGAUGGGCCAACAGUUCCAGGCCAGCCUUCUGACCAUAGCCUUCCCCAUCCAGACAUCUCUGCUGUCAGCGUUAUUGUCAAAAACACUGUAUGCCCUGAACAGCCUGAUUCUGUGGGGGGUGGUCCGGGUGGGGAUGGAGCCCGAACGGGGCCCGGGCCCAAGGAAGGGCCUGUGGGGCCCCGACAACUACAAAAUGGUUUUGGGGGCCCUGAGCCACCCCCCUCAGGAGCUGCCCUCUCCUCCGUUCCUCCCGGAGGAGAGAGUUGGAAAGACAAAGCAGGGGAAGGAAAGCCUUCCUUGGACCUCUUUGCACAUUUUGGGCCUGAGCCCCGGGACCCAGGCCCCUUGCCUCCUUCUGCCCCAUCAUCCCGAGAGGGGGCCUUGACCUCAGCCUCUUUCUCUACCCCUUUUGAAUUGAGCCAGGAAAAUGGUCCUUCUCUGCUGCCACCUGAUUCUUCCCGACCCUCAGGAACCACAGAGCCAGGCAGUGACAGCCCCCUUCCUCCUCCUGGCUCAGGCAGGUCUGGUGUGGCCUCCAGCCCCAAAGAGGUGGGCACCCUUCCUAGCAGUUCCCCACCCGGGUGGGGGGGGGCCCCUUUUUUUAAGUCAUUGCCAGCCUCAGGAAGCCCUGCCAGCUCCCCAGAGCCACUGGGCACCAGUGCACCAAGAGACGAAGAUGAAGAAGGAGAGGGGACUGCUGACAAGUCUGCCCCUGAUACCCCUCAGAGCCCUUCCAGUGGGGCGGAGGCGGCUGACGAGGACAGCAACGAUUCCCCUGCCUCUGCCAGCUCCUCCCGACCUCUCAAAGUUCGUAUCAAAACUAUUAAAACGUCCUGUGGGAGUAUCACGAGAACAGUGACACGUGUCCCCUCAGACCCUGACCCCUCUCCUGCUGCCGUCCCCUCGGCUGAAGGAGCCCUCCCGCCUGAGGCUGGCCUCCCCAAGGUCCCUGAGAGCCCCAAAGUGGUGAGUGUCCAGCUAGGGGAUGGCACGAAGCUCAAGGGCACAGUGCUUCCGGUAGCUACCAUCCAGAACGCCAGCACAGCUAUGCUGAUGGCAGCCAACGUGGCCCGCAAGGCCGUGGUCCUGCCUGCUUCGGCCACCCCCAAGACUGUGGCCAAAAAUAUCCUUGGCUUGUCGCCCCAGACCCUGCCCAAAUCUGAGGGGAGGGUGACACCAGGGAGCGGGGGCCAGAAGGUCAACGGUGCCUCCGUGGUGAUGGUGCAGCCCUCGAGGCCCACGGGGGCUGGGGGCACAGUGAUCUCUCGGACCCAGUCUGGGCUGGUGGAGGCUUUCAACAAGGUCCUCAACAGCAAGAACUUGCUGCCAGCGUAUCGACCCAAUCUGUGCCCGCCGGCAGAGGCUGGGCUGGCUCUGCCUCCUUCUGGGUACCGCUGCCUAGAAUGUGGGGACGCCUUCUCCUUGGAGAAGAGCCUGGCGAGACACUACGAUCGCCGCAGCAUGCGGAUUGAGGUCACGUGCAACCACUGUGCCCGCCGCCUUGUCUUCUUCAACAAGUGCAGCCUGCUCCUGCAUGCUCGCGAGCACAAGGACAGGGGGCUGGUCAUGCAGUGCUCCCAUCUCGUCAUGCGGCCCGUGGCUCUGGACCAGAUGGUUGGACAGCCAGACAUCACACCUCUGGUGCCUGUGGCCGCGCCCCCCGUGGCUCCUCCACCCCCACUUACUCCAGGCAAAGGGGAGGGGGCUGCCGAGUCCCUGGCGUCACCCCCGUCGGCCGAGCUGCCGCCAGCCUCUGCUCCUGCCUUCACUUACACCUGCUUUCGCUGCCUCGAGUGUAAGGAGCAGUGUCGAGACAAGGCCGGGAUGGCCACUCACUUCCAGCAGGCCGGACCCCCUGCUCCCGGGGUUGCCAGCAACGUGUGCUCAACUUGUCCCAUGAUGCUUCCCAAUCGCUGCAGUCUGAAUGCCCACCAGCGCGUGCACAAGAGCCGCCCUCCCCACGUCUGCCCUGAGUGUGGGGGAAACUUCUUACUGGCCAACUUCCAAGCCCACCUUCGGGAAACCUGUCUACACUUCUCCCGUCGUGUUGGAUACAGGUGCCCAAGCUGUUCAGUGGUGUUUGGUGGGGUGAACUCCAUCAAGUCCCAUAUCCAGACAUCACAUUGCGAAGUUUUCCAUAAGUGCCCCAUCUGUCCCAUGGCUUUCAAGUCUGCACCCAGCGCUCACGCACACCUCUACACCCAGCACCCUGGCUUCAGCGCCCAGGAAGCUAAGCUGAUCUACAAGUGCGCCAUGUGUGACACGGUCUUCACCCACAAGCCUCUCCUCUCCUCACACUUUGAACAGCAUCUGCUGCCCCAGCGUGUCAGUGUCUUCAAGUGCCCGUCCUGCCCCUUACUUUUUGCUCAGAAGAGGACCAUGUUGGAACAUCUCAAGAACAGUCAUCAGGCUGGGCGGCUGGGAGAGGAAGCUGGGGGGAAAGGGACUGGGGCUACCCUGCUUACCCCUAAGCCUGAACCUGAGGAAUUGGCUCUGUCUCGGGGUGGGGCAGGCCCUCCCACGGAGGAGUCGUCUUCCUCUUCAGAAGAAGAGGAACCCCCUAGUUCCCCUGAGCCCCCCCGACCAGCUAAGAGGUCCCGACGUGAACCGCGGGGGAACAGGGGCAGCAGGGGACGGGGUGGGGGGCUUGGGGGCUGGACCUGCGGCCUCUGCCACUCCUGGUUUCCUGAACAAGAUGAGUAUGUGGCCCACAUGAAGAAGGAACAUGGCAAGUCAGUGAAAAAGUUUCCAUGCAGACUUUGUGAGCGCUCCUUUUGCUCUGCCCCCAGCCUGAGGCGCCAUGUCAGGGUCAACCAUGAGGGCAUCAAGCGUGUCUAUCCCUGCAGGUACUGCACAGAGGGAAAACGCACUUUCAGUAGCCGGCUGAUCUUGGAGAAGCACAUCCAAGUCCGACACAGGUUGCGGCUGGGCGCCCAGUCCCCGAGUCUGGCGGCUGGGCUUGCACGGGGUGGUCCCCAGGGUUCUGGGCGUAAGCGUCGCCCGUCCUCAGACUCGUGCAGCGAGGAGCCAGACAGCACCACGCCGCCAGCCAAGCCCCUCCGAGCAGGACCUGGGGCCAGCAGCCGGAUGCCCUUGCGCUACCGGACCGUGACUGGGGCUGAACAGGGUCAUACGGGAGGCAUUCGGGGUGACGACGGGGCCUCCCAGUGUCGGGACUGUGGCCUCUGCUUUGCAUCGCCCGGCUCCCUCAGCAGACAUCGAUUCAUCAGCCACAAGAAAAGACGAUGUGGAGGGGUUACUGGUGGGGGAGUUGGGGCUGUGGAGGAGGUGCCUCCCCAGUCAGGGCCUGAGCCUGAAGCAGGUGACUCACCCCUGCCUGCUUCUGGGGGUCCUCUGGCCUGUAAAGUCUGUGGCAAAGGCUUUGACAGCCCACUCAACCUCAAGACACAUUUUCGAACCCAUGGCAUGGCUUUCAUCCGUGCUCGGCAGGGAGGCAAUGGAGACAGCUAGGUCACAGCCCCCUGCAGGAAGCAGAGGGGGCCCUGGAGCUUUUAAGGGGCGCUUUGGAUGGAGCCUGGGGCUGCCCUGCUUGCUGUCUCCUUUAUGCCCAGGCGAGAAGGGAAUCCCAUGCCCCCCCCUUUCAUGAAGGACUCUAGUCAUUCCUAUCUCCCUUGUCCCAUAUUGGGUUUGGCACCUGGGUCCUAGAUAGGACCUUUUCUUUUCCCAUUUCCCAGCCCAACACUAAUCAGCACCCCCUCAGGCCUUUAGUGUGUAGUUGGGGAGUGGGGGUUAGAAACCGGUCUCUGUUUUGGUUUUGGAGGUGUAACUGGUAUACCAAGGCCCGGGGAUGGAUGAUGACACUUACAGAUACUCCCAACCGUUCUUGGUCCUCCCAAUCUUAGGCACCAGGAGAGGUGACCCUCCCCCCUCCUCUGGGCCUGCCCCCCACCUCCCCCAGCUCCAGGCCCAGUUCCUACAGUGCCUUUCACUUCUCUUUUUUCAGAAACUCCACAGGAGGCUGGUGGGGACCAGGGAGGGAAGAAGGGGUAGGUACUCAGGAAUCCUUUAUUCUUGUAGUAAUAAGAAUAAUUAAUAAUAUUAACAAUGAGAGGGGAGGGGAGCACUCAGCCCAUUAAAACUGCUAGUGAUUUAA
Vombatus ursinus (common wombat) is the source of this 4429-nucleotide messenger RNA. Its product is annotated as zinc finger protein 687-like. Lineage: Eukaryota; Metazoa; Chordata; Mammalia; Diprotodontia; Vombatidae. The record is from RefSeq and is a predicted model, not a curated record.